This is a messenger RNA of Podospora bellae-mahoneyi, 291 nucleotides long. It is a transcript of the gene MNH1, whose product is annotated as Protein mago nashi. The transcript has 3 exons. Gene Ontology annotation, biological process: RNA splicing. The coding region runs from base 97 to 291 and encodes 64 amino acids. Lineage: Eukaryota; Fungi; Ascomycota; Sordariomycetes; Sordariales; Podosporaceae. The record is from RefSeq and is a predicted model, not a curated record. Gene Ontology annotation, cellular component: exon-exon junction complex; nucleus.
GCUUCGACGGCCACCAGGGUUCCCAAUUAAAGAUUCCCGCGUUGUCGCUGUCGUCAACUGAAUCGUUGGAAAGCAAGUCAACACCCACCACCCAACAUGUCUUCCACAAACGAACCAUUCUAUAUUCGCUACUACUCUGGCCAUCAAGGUCGUUUCGGGCACGAAUUCUUGGAAUUCGAUUUCCGCGUGGUCGGAGAUGGUCGCAGUGCCACAGCCCGCUAUGCAAACAACUCGAACUACAGGAAUGAUAGCCUCAUUCGCAAAGAAAGUACGGCCCAUCCCAUGACCUAA